AUCAACUGAAUAUGGAUCGCCGGCUGAUGAAGUUUUAAGCGGCCGCAGCAGUGACAGCAGCGCAGUUUGCGUCGCAGUGGUGAACUACAAAACCUUUUGGACCGUCUUCCAGAAAAACCAUGUCCGGGUCCAGCAGCAUUCUCAUCAAAGGCGGGAAGGUUGUCAACGAAGACUGCUCUGAGGUCAGCGACGUUUACAUCCGAGAUGGGAAGAUCGUCGAUGUCGGACUGGACCUCCUGGUUCCGGACGGGGUUCGAGUGAUCGAUGCCCGCGGCAAGCUGGUGAUCCCAGGCGGCAUCGACACGCACACGCACAUGGAGCUGGCGUUCAUGGGAACCCGGGCUGUGGACGACUUCCACAUCGGAACCAAAGCUGCUCUCGCUGGUGGGACCACGAUGAUCCUGGACUUUGUGAUCCCUCAAAGGGGGAAAUCCCUCCUGGAGGCCUAUGAGUGCUGGCGGAAAACAGCCGAUUCCAAAGUUUGCUGCGACUACUCGCUGCAUGUCGCCGUCACCUGGUGGAGUGAAGAGGUCAAAAGAGAAAUGGAAAUCCUGGCCUCAAAGAAAGGUGUCAACUCCUUCAAGAUGUUCAUGGCCUACAAAGAUGUGUUCAUGCUGCAGGACUCGGAGCUGUACGCUGCUUUUUCUCAGUGUAAUAAGAUCGGAGCGAUCGCUCAGGUGCACGCUGAGAAUGGAGACCUGAUUGCUGAGGGAGCCAAGAAGAUGCUCUCCAUGGGCAUCACUGGGCCUGAGGGCCAUGAGCAGUGUCGACCAGAGGAGGUGGAGGCUGAGGCCACCCAGCGAGCCAUCACCAUUGCCCACGCUGCCAACUGCCCCCUCUAUGUCGUCCAUGUCAUGAGCAAAUCCUCUGCCAAAGUGGUGUCCAACGCUCGGCGGGAUGGGCAUGUGGUGUUUGGGGAGCCCAUUGCAGCUGGACUGGGCACCGAUGGUACCAACUACUGGCACAAGGACUGGGCUCACGCCGCCUCCUUUGUGAUGGGUCCACCCCUCCGACCAGACCCCAGCACGCCUGGCUAUCUCAUGGACCUGCUGGCCAAUGACGACCUGAGUGUGACUGGAACAGAUAACUGCACCUUUUCAACUUGCCAGAAGGCACUGGGAAAAGACGACUUCACCAAGAUUCCCAACGGCGUGAACGGCGUGGAGGACAGGAUGUCUGUGAUCUGGGAGAAGGGAGUGCACAACGGGAAAAUGGAUGAGAAUCGAUUUGUGGCCGUCACCAGCAGCAACGCAGCGAAAAUCUUUAACUUCUAUCCGCAAAAAGGCAGAAUCGCCAAGAACUCAGAUGCUGAUGUGGUUAUAUGGGACCCCAACAUGACCAGGAAGAUCUCUGCCAAGACCCAUCACCAGGCUGUGGACUACAACAUCUUUGAGGGCAUGGAGUGUCACGGCGUCCCCGUGGUCACCAUCUCCAGAGGGACAGUGGUGUACGAGGACGGACAGCUGAAGACGACGGCCGGUCACGGCAGAUUUAUCCACCGGAACCCCUUCUCUGAAUAUGUGUACAAACGGAUCAAGCAGAGGGAGCAGGUCCGGCAGCCGACUGCUGUGAUCAGGGAACCGUACAAAGGGGAAGUCAUUGCUGUUUGACCUGCAGGACAAUGAAAGACUCUCCAGGUGCAAAUACAAAAGGAGCUGCAACACAAGACUAGUUCUGUUUGGCUGGUUCUCAUCGUGACAACGUCAGCAAGAUGACACAAACCCAUCUCAUGUCACUUUCCUGCUCCAGCUGAUGUUUGUUCACAAGACUGUUGUUUCAGUUAGUCGAAAGAUGACCUCUGUGCUCAGCUAAUAAAGCUUCAGGUCGACUGUCCCUGCUUCCU
Molecule: messenger RNA, 1843 nt
Organism: Synchiropus splendidus (mandarinfish)
Lineage: Eukaryota; Metazoa; Chordata; Actinopteri; Syngnathiformes; Callionymidae
Gene: dpys
Product: dihydropyrimidinase
Exons: 9
Coding region: 120-1610 (496 amino acids)
Biological process (GO): pyrimidine nucleobase catabolic process
Cellular component (GO): cytosol; cytoplasm
Molecular function (GO): dihydropyrimidinase activity
Source: RefSeq, a predicted model, not a curated record